CACAUAUAUUUAUACUUAUAUAAGAGUAUGUUUUGAAAUACGAGAAGAAGGUCAGUAUAAUCUUAUCUAGGCUACGUCAGCCCACGUCAAAUCACCCUAGCAACAAAGCAUGUUGACAGUGCAUUCACUGACAAAAGCCACAACACAUACAAUUAUGCUUGGCAUCAACGGGGAGGUAAAUAUUAUAUUUUCUACGCAGUAGUAGUUCUAGUAAUAAUUUCUGUUUACUUAUAUUUUAUUGCAUGCUUCUGAGUUUUGCGCGGAAUUCCAAACGCUACUAAUUGUUACAUUAAUGUUCAUUUGGAAUGUCGUAUAGCCGAGGUCGACCGCACAGCAGCAAGACUCGCCGCCAGACGAGGAAUCGAAAUCACCGACUCCGGCAAACGAAAUCGACUAUACUGGUAGGAUAAAUGAUGAAAAUUCAUGAAAUUAAAGCGCAUCAAACUUGCGUCUUGAUAAAUUUGUUAAAUUGAACUCAUUGUUUCUUGCUAAUGUCUAUCUACCAAGCUCGUAGUAUUUUGCGACGAAAUGGAUUAAUUAAAUCCAAUUAGAAUUUCUAAGUGCUACAUUUUACCAAAGUAUAAUUCUACGUUUCAACUAAUUUAUAGUCAUCCUCAGGAUGACUGAAUACCUCUAGCAGUUGUAAGCUGUCCUCUCUAUUAGAGGUCCAGCAAAAAGGGCAAUAAUCUAUUGGUUUAUAUUAUUGGACAAGUGUUAUUUAAUACAAAGAAAAUUAAUUGGAGACAAUCCCGACAUGUUGUGUUUGAUACACUCUCCUAACAACCAAAGCUGAUGCAGUAACCAAUGUAUUAAAUAUUUAAAUUUGGCCACAAUUCCAAUGGCCACAAUUCCAAAAGAAAACAUAUAUGUACAGCGAUACUUCUUUACGAUAAUACAUCAACAAUGUAAAAUGCAAAGUAUAUAUACAGUUAAAACCGCACUAGUUUGUGUUAAAAUCUAUGAUCGAUAAUCAUGAAUUUUCAUCUAACAGACUUUGACAAACACGGUUCGAGAAUUCGCGCACUUCAAGCCCAAUGUGCAAACAACAAUUACAUUGUGAGCAUGUCUAGCGCAUGUACAAUUUCUAAUAUCAUUUCGCCAUUACUAUUAUUAUAAUUCGUCUUAUGACGGAUUUUAGAUGAAGACGACGGUAUCAAAGAAGACGAGAAUGACAAAAAAGACGAAUCCAAAAAGGAACAGAAUACAAAAGAUGAAGUGCAUGAGGACGAAGACAAGCGUGAACCAUUCCCUCGCGAUCAAAAAUCUCCACCAGCCAAGAACCCCAAAACACCGGCUUCAACAUUCGAAGAAAAACAACGCCAAUUGCUACUUGCAGAUUGUCAACGCCUCAAAAAGAAAAUGACCAAAGUCAAAACCAGCAUCGAAAGACCACCACUGUAAGAAAACUUAAUAAUCUUAUGUUAUGUAUUAUAUAUCAUGAUAGUGUUGGGAAAGCAUUAAGAACAGCAAACCAAGAUCGCGUGAUUGUCAUCUUUCAUCGUCGUCUGAUCCGGGCUUAAUUUAAGGAGAAGUUCAACUGUAUUAUUAUAUUUUUAGGAAACCAUUCACGCCAUAUUUGUUCAACAGUCUGGAACCUUAUUACAACCAGUACAUCGUGAACUACGUAGCCAGUGAACUCCAGGUAUGUUCUGAGGCACUGUUGGGGAUGUUUGAAUGCAUGGGCGCCCUUAAACCACAAUGAGAUGAAAGAAUUAUUUGAUUUCAUGUUUAUACAGGACGAAGAAGAGGAACGACCAAAGACGAACUAUGGACAACGAGCUACAUCACUGGGCAUAGUGGGUAAGUGAUGGUCUCGAGCCGCAAAAAUCUCACAUCUUAUAACAAGUUUGUCAACAAGCCGUCAACAAGUUGUAUUCGCACUGCUUGUCACAAGUUGUCAACAAGUUUGGAACAAGCUGUUAACAAUUUGUAUCAACCUUGUUGAUAUUAUCAGACUUGUUGCAAGGUUGUUCCAACAAGUUCGAUACAGUCAUGAUAUAGCAGUAUUGUUACAACCUUGUGUCGUCAACCUUGUAACAUUCUUGUUUAUCAUGAUUGUAUCAGACUUGUUAGAACAAUCUUGUGACAAGUCUGAUAAUGCCAUCAAGCUUGUUACAAGUUAUUAUAACAGCUUGUUCCAAACUUGUUAAAACAACUGGGAACAAGCAGUGCGAACACAACUUGUUGACAACUUGUGAACAGAUUUGUAACAACUUGUUUGCAGACUUGUAACAACUUGUGCGUUUUUACGUGUGUAGGAGCAAACGUGUGUAGGACGUUUCGAUUGCGAAUUAAUGCUCUUACUCUAGCGCUUCAAACGUCCAGAUAAAGGGCUAUAAAGACGCUGGAAAGGUCCAACUUUGUUUAAUGCUGCUUCAUUAUAGCAUACCUAAUUUUAAGAAUUUUUUAUCACUGCACAUUUUAUGCCAAAAAUUUCCGAGUGACUAAGAAAAUUUCCGAAUAUUCGGAAAUUUUUGGCGACCUAACCCCCCCCCCCCCCCCCCCCCCCGUCGCCAAAAAAAUUUUGGUCAGUGUACCAUUUUAAGGGUCAAAAAUUUUUUCCGGACAUACCAAAAGCCAGAUAUUAACUAAAAAUUGCCUGAAUCUCAUGAUUUUCGUACAAAAAACAUAUACUAUUAUUUAAUUCGAUAAUUUGGCAGUCAUCAUUUCAAUUUCAAUUAAAUCAUUCUCUUGUGUUAAUUAACAACUUAUCAAAGCAAAUUUUAUCACUGCACAUUUUACAUUUUAUCACUGCACAUUUUACUUUUAUCACUGCACAAAUUGGUUAUCACUGCACACUAAAAUUAGGUAUGCAUUAUAGCCCAAGCUUUAUCAUUCUGCAUCUAGAGGUACUAGUUAAAACAUGAACAGCCGAUCUUUUGCAGACAAAGAUCGGAUGCGAAUGUUUUAACGUGCUUAAAAAACGACUCGUUUUAUGAGUUCAUUGACAUUGGCGAAGUAAUUUUAAAAAUAAACAUUGUCUAAGCCGAGAAAAUCAAAUUUGAAGUUUAUGUAAAUCAGGACAAAUCUUUAUCCGAUUUACAAACAUUGAUACUGAACAUUCAUUUCUUUUGUAUUUUCCUCGUGAAUUAUCAGUUGAGAUUUUUAAUAUUUUAUAGAACCGCAAGUCUCAUGGCGAAUGGACAAGUAAGAAUAAAACAUAACUGGCUUGGUUUAUAAAACUGAAUUGUUCUAUUAGUUCUUAACUCUUCCCUACAUAUUUAGUAAGGGAUGAAGCCUGAAGAACUCGCAAUGGACCAUUUGCAUUAUAGACUAAAUUUUGAUGUAGACAAAAAUUUCAUCACAGCUUGAAAGAACAUCACAAAAUUAGUAACAUUCCAAAGUUUUGUUGCGAAAUGUUGUAAAAUGCGGAUAAUAAAGCCUUGCGAAAUUUGCCGUUUCUCAGCCGGUUAUUUUGUAUUACGCACGGGAAAUUGACAGCCCAAUCGGGUGUUGGGGCAUCAAUUUCCCGUUUGUAAUAAAAAAUGACUGAAAAUUGCAAAUUUCGCAAGGCUAUAUUAUCCGCAUUUUACAACAUUUCGCAACGAAACUUUGGAAUAUUACUAAUUUUGACUGUGAUGCUCUUUCAAGCUGUGAUGAAAUUUUUGUCUACAUCAAAAUUUAGUCUAUAAUGCAAAUGGUCCAUUCGUUCUCUUCUAGCAACAGUUUAUUACUUUAUGCAUCUUCUUUUAAACUCUGCGAGCGAUUUUCAACUCUUGUUAUACGCAGUGGUAGUAAAUCGAAAUUUUUCACUCUUUUCAUUUUUAGUGUCCCUGGACCAUUCCGUUCAACAAGACUGCAAACUAGUCCUACUACGCAGAAGAAAUGGUAACAUGAAUCACAACAAUUACAUAUCACUGAGUCUCUUUUUAACGAGGAUUUCCUGUCCAAAGACGUGCAGCGAUACAUUGCAAUGUUUGAUCUCAAACUCAUUAAUAAUUCAUGAAUGAAUUAGCCAACCAUAUUGCUUUAUUUUGCUUACAUCUAAUCGUCCUCGCAUUUUGAUCCAGUCCUCAGCUUCGCCUCGGACUUGAUCAAAUUGCCUUGACUUGAAAUCUAGUCCAGUCCUCAUAGUCGGAUUUCAAAUAUUACUUCCCAUUUUCCAUUCUUGCUUAGGACGGGCGCAACUCAUCGUGAUACGUCAUUGGGAAGCACAAGGCUGCCUACUUUUCCUAAACCUUCAUUUCCCAAGAUCAACAUUCCUGAAUACAGCGCAUCGAGAAUGGAUUACUCGAAAGUGUUGAAAUUCAGGUAAAUACUAAAGAGAAUUUUAUAUUCGCGAGGUCGGUUGGCAUUGAACUGCCCAACGAAAGCCCUACUUCCUCAUUAAAAAUGUUAAAAGGCGAUUUUUUUCCAAGUGUUCAAUUAGUUCAAAACCUAAAAUCUUUUUGCGUUCCUCACAAAAUUACUUAUUUUGUAGUUUACACAGUUAGCAACUUUUUCAAAUGUAUCUGGCGGUUGAGAAACACAAAUAAUAGUUAAAUAUUGUCAAUUUAAAUACAAUUAUCAUUGGUGCUGGAAAAUUGACGCCAUGUUUAUACAGCAAUAUAAACAAAACUUGGUGAACCUCAGACAUCAUUUUCUCUUUGGCGUAUCAUCUAAAAUAUCUUCAUUUUAGCAUUAUUUUACAGAUAAAGCACUAAACAUGGCGGUAUUAGCUUAUUUUUCUUACGGUAUUUUCCUUGAAAUAUUGCGGUAUUACGAUAUUGGAAAUCUUGCGGUACACGGUAUUUGCAAUUUGGGACUAAAAACUGCGGUAAUUGACAAAAUUUGCUUGCGGUAUUACAGUAGUGAAUACCCCAAUGCCUCCCCCUUGAGAACAUCAAAAAUGAUUAUGAAAAUCGAAUAUACAAACGAUUCUCCUCUUAAAAAUUCCAUAUACAAAACCCUUCUAUGAUUAGUUAUAUCGAGUUACUUUUUCUAGAAUUGAAAUGGACCGAAAAAUCGAAAAUUUGAAUAGGAAGAAAGUUCAGAUGGAUUACGACAGAACGCUAAAGGACUGGGAACGAAUGAAUUUAAACGAGUUGAAGGAGCUACCGCCGUAUUCUCGUCAUCACGUGAGCAAGGCAAUCAAGACGUACUUCGGGACAUCGAAAGGCGCCACGCGUGCCGUGAACUCAUUAAGUAAACAACUGGAAGUAGAGUGAUGAAGUUUCAGCAAGCGUUAAGGCCCAUUUUCACUCAAGAAAAAUUUCCACGGAGAGAAUUUUCCGAAAAUAUCAUUAAAAGUUGAAAAUUUUCAACUUCAAAAUUUUUCACGACGGGAAAUUUGUGUUGACCAAUCACAUUUUACAAACUUUUCUUUCCGACAGUUUCUGUGGAAAAUUUUCCUGAGUGGAAAUUGGCCUUUACAGGGCAAUAGAUUGUAGUCAACUUCAGAAAUCUUGACAUUUAUAGGAACAGGAAAAUUAAACUCCAUCUCUCUUAACUAUGAUCCUAUUUAUUUACCACCAAAUACAAGACUACGACAUAUAAUGAAAGGAAUGAACAGUAUUUUCUCACUCUGAUAACUAUACAGGUUGACCACCAUCGGCUGCACGAUAGUGCUUAGUCAAACCUUCCUAUUGUAAAUGACCUAGUGUGUUGUUGUAGCUGUGUAUAAAAUUAGACUAAUAGACUAUGAAAACAAGUGUAAUGUAGUAUUAACUGAAUAACAUAUUCAAAUAAAAGAAUCCCGAGGUGAAGGAAUCAUAAUUGUACGUAUUGCAGUCAGAGCCGUCGCUUUGGUGGAGAGGGGGUGCCCCCCCCCCCUUGAUUGAAAAAAAUAUCUUGUCGGCAAAGGUUUAGUGCUAACUCAGCUUUGACUGGUCCCAGUACAGUAACAUAACAAUAUCAGAAGAGCUCGAGGUGUUCACAGAGAAACAAAAUUUACUAAAUAUUAUAAGUUUACAAUUCAUAAGAUUACAUCUCAAAAGGUUACUGAGUCUAACAUGGCGCCCAGACAUUGCACUAUAUUCGACGUCAUCAGCGAAUCUACGGACUCUUCCAAGUGUCGUUUUGGAUCCUACAA
Messenger RNA from Paramuricea clavata, 6010 nucleotides. NCBI's taxonomy places the organism in Eukaryota, Metazoa, Cnidaria, Anthozoa, Malacalcyonacea, Plexauridae. The record is from the annotation of a GenBank genome assembly.